AUUUUACAUAAAUGGACCAGAAGGAUAUCACUGACUUGAAGGAUAUGCACCUUGAGAAGUACAUCCCUAUCAUUGGUACCCACUUGAGUGGCUGGAAGGAUGUCAAAACUGAAGAGGACGCAAUCAUUUUUAGACUUUCAGGACUCUCGAAUAUCACCUGCAUGGUAAAGGCUAAGAGUAAAUCUGUGAGCCCCAGAUAUGUCAUCUUUAGAGUAUUUGACAACGAACUAUGUUCUAAUGAGCUCGAAUCAGCUGUCUUUGAUUGUCUCUCAGACCAAGGUCUUGGGCCUGUCUGAUACUUCCAAAAUUCUCACUACAGAAUUGAACAAAGUUAUGACGCAAGACCCAUCACAAUCUUUGAAAUGAGGAAUCCUGUGCUCCUUAAGAAGAUUAUUGAAAAAACUUUUAAGUUGAAUUACAACCAAAAGUUAAAACAAACUUUGAUUGAUUUACAGGAGAAUCAUGGGCAUACUCAAGUGGAAACUUUGAUUAAUGACUGGCUUCCUAAAGUCACUGCUAAAUAUGAUCAUUACUACAGCUUGCUAACUGUUGAUCAGUAUAAAGAGGAUUUGGAGUGGUUUAAAAAGGAAUAUCUCCGCGAUGACGUAGUUGAAUAUCUCAAAGGUAUCACCUACGGCCUCAUUGAGGAGGGUCCUCCAGAGGACUCUCUCAAAAACUAUGUAGUGUGUCAUAAUGAUAUUCAGGAGUGCAAUAUUCUGUCUAUGAGACACCAUUCCUCAGAUCUGGCGAUUAUUGAUUAUGAAUAUGCAUCUCUAGGAAACAGAGAAUUUGACUUGGCCAACACGUUUUGUGAGAUGAUUGAGGAUAAUGCCUACCCAUAUUUCCCGUACAUUGCCUUAUAUCUUGAGAAUUGUCCGACUCAGGAAGAGUUUGAGGAAUAUAGUAAGUACUACCUUGAACUGUACCAUGAAACUUUUGGAGCUCCUGAAGAGACUAAAGAAGAGUAUGUGGCAAGAGAACUCCCUCAAUUUUUAGAAAAUCUCUAUUGCUGCAUGGUCUUUGAUGGAUAUUUCUGGGGUAUCUGGAGUAUACUCAUGAUUGAAGAAGACAAAAUCAAUGAUAAGAUCUUUAACUUCAGCUUGGGUGUUCUCAGGAUGAAAAUCACACACCAUUUGUUGACUCUUGAUUUUGUCAAAGAAGCAGUAGAUAACAAGAUUAGGAAGUAUAAAGCAAGUCAAGAGUAGAUGCAAAUACCCCACCGUAGCAGUUAUUCUGAUUCAAUCUGGAUACUA
Molecule: messenger RNA, 1253 nt
Organism: Moneuplotes crassus
Lineage: Eukaryota; Ciliophora; Spirotrichea; Euplotida; Euplotidae
Source: the annotation of a GenBank genome assembly